Messenger RNA from Vicia villosa (hairy vetch), 1005 nucleotides. Its product is annotated as oil body-associated protein 2A-like. The transcript is spliced from 3 exons. Bases 70 to 813 code for a protein of 247 amino acids. Lineage: Eukaryota; Viridiplantae; Streptophyta; Magnoliopsida; Fabales; Fabaceae. The record is from RefSeq and is a predicted model, not a curated record.
UUAUUAACACAAACCUAUCCCAACACUCGUAGAAACAAAAACACACUCAAACUCACAAAGAAAACAACAAUGGCAUCCACCGACAAGUCACCGGAACCAACACCAGCAAAGGGUUCAGAUCCAACUCCCCCCGGUGAGGCAAUGACUAUGGGACAACACGUUGUGGACAAGAGUGCAAUGAUGGUUCAGAGUUUCAAACCCAUAAACCAGAUGAGUUGUCAUGUGUGUACCUUUGCAAUCUACAGCCAUGACAUGUCUCGUCAGAUUGAAACUCAUCACUACUGUACUCGUCUCACCAACAAGUUCCUUCAGUGUGCUGUUUAUGAUUCGGAUGACUCUAGUAAAGGUCGUCUUAUAGGUGUUGAGUAUAUCAUUUCUGAUGAUAUCUUUGACACUCUUCCUCUUGAGGAAAAGAAGCUUUGGCAUUCUCAUGCUUAUGAGAUAAAAUCAGCUUUGUGGGUGAAUCCUAGAGUUCCAGAGAUGGCUGCGAUGUCUGAGCUUGAAAAUCUUGCAAAAACUUAUGGAAAAUUCUGGUGUACAUGGCAGGUUGACAGAGGGGAUAGGCUUCCACUGGGAGCACCAGCCUUGAUGAUGUCACCACAGGCUGUGAGUCCAGGUUUGGUGAGACCAGAUCUGGUGCAUGAGAGGGAUGACAAGUAUAAUAUAUCAACAGAAAGCAUCAAAAAGUCGAGGGUUGAGAUUCCUGAGCCAGAGAUGAUUAAUCCAUUGGCUGACUAUUGGAAGCAACAUGGAAAAGGUUUCGUCAUUGACUUUGAAGAAACUGAGAUGAAAAAAAGGGCUCCUUUUCCUUGAACAACAUGAAAAGCUAUAUUUGUAUGUCAUCUUGAGUGAAUAAAGCAUGGUUAUGUAUUAUAUAUGCUUAUGAUUUAGAGGGUAAGGUAAUAAAUGUAUGAAGUGUUUGGCUAUGUGGCCUUACAUGUGAUAUUUCACUGUUUGUGAUAUGAGAAUGUUAAAUAAAAAUGGAUGACAUGGUGUUAUAUUACA